AUGCGGCGCUCUCCUUUACUCAUUACGUUGUUAUUUACGUUAGCGUUGGCUUAUUACGUGCACACGCCUUUACCUGACGCCUUAGAAGAGAGAUGGAAAUGUGUGCUAUUGGAUGUGCUUAUACGGACUGUAGGGCAUGCUGCCAAACUGAUGCAGUGGCUCGGCUUUGGCCACCACAUCCAGAACUUGCGUUGGUUCUCCGUGCUGCUGGAGGGCACACCUGGGCCAGACUUUGUCCCUGGAGUUAAAGCGAGGGAUGAGACCUUCGCAGGAGUCCCAGUCCGAGUGUACGAAGCGUCUGGGGGAGAGGGGGGUCUGAAGAGAGGCCUGCUGUACUUCCACGGAGGCGGAUGGGCCCUGGGCAGUGCUAAGAUCGGAGCUUAUGAAAAAGACUGUCGUAUCCUGUCUAAGGAGCUCAACGCAGUAGUGGUGUCUGUGGAAUACCGUCUUUACCCAGAGGUGCAGUUCCCGGUGCCGUACCAGGACUGUUUCGCUGCAGCUAAGCACUUCCUGUCUGCAGAGGUUUUGUCCAGACUCUCUGUGGAUCCGGAGCGAGUGGCCGUGUCCGGAGACAGCGCCGGGGGAAACCUGGCUGCAGCAGUGUCCCAGGAGAUCUCCCAAGACUCCAGCGUGAAAGUCAAAUUCCGGGUCCAGGCUUUGAUUUACCCUGCUCUCCAGGCUCUGGACUUCAACACUCCGUCAUAUAUCCAAAACAGCAGAGGCCCUGUGCUUCCUCUGUCCGCCCUGGCCAAGUUCUGGAUGCAGUAUUUGGGAGUGGACCUUUCUCUGUUGGACCAAGUUUUGGCAAACCACCACAGCUCUCAGCAGCAGUCUCUUCUCACCCCUGAACUAAGAGCGCGUUUUGACUGGACCCGGUUGCUCUCAGCAAAGCAUCGUCAGAACUACAAACCGGUGGUAGCAGACAAAGGAUUGGAUGGUAUUCUAGAGAAGAUACCCGCUCUUUUAGACGUCCGCGCCUUUCCGCUUUUGGCUGACGCAGAGGUGCUGUCCAAAUGCCCCAAAGCUUACAUCAUGACCUGCGAGUUUGACGUGUUGAGAGAUGAUGGAUUGAUGUAUGCGCGGCGCUUAGAGGACGCUGGGGUCCAGGUCACCAGUGUUCAUCAUGAGGCAGGCUUUCACGGAUGUUUUUCUAUGGCUGCAUUGUUUGAAGUGGGAAAGAGAGCUCAGAAACACUACAUUAACUGGCUGCUGGACAAUCUGUAG
This is a messenger RNA of Knipowitschia caucasica, 1224 nucleotides long. The record is from the annotation of a GenBank genome assembly. NCBI's taxonomy places the organism in Eukaryota, Metazoa, Chordata, Actinopteri, Gobiiformes, Gobiidae.